Messenger RNA from Cucurbita pepo subsp. pepo (vegetable marrow), 1674 nucleotides. Lineage: Eukaryota; Viridiplantae; Streptophyta; Magnoliopsida; Cucurbitales; Cucurbitaceae. The record is from RefSeq and is a predicted model, not a curated record.
UCUCCUAUGACAUGGUUAGGUUAUCUACUCCUCUCUUCUUAAAAGUGAAGUCUAUCCCUACAUACCAAUACGAGUCAUUCUAACAUGUUUUGUUCUCACUCACAAAUAUCGGAGGAAAAUUCUGAGGAGGUCACCUAACAUAGAUUUGCUUCACGCUUAACCAUGAAGUUUCUAUGAUUUAGUCGUUAAAAAGGCAAGUAUACCUUGUUUGUAUAUGUAGUAAUUUUCAAUUCUUUUAAACCUAUCCUCAAAAUCCCUCUCAUCCAUAUAUGAUCUCGGUUUAUUAACUUACCUUUCUUCUAUUUAGGUGCCACAAGAUGUCAACGUCGUUAAAGCAUAUGCCCUCAACCCAAAGAAUAGAGAUCUCCCAUACACCGCUUUUGAUCAUACCCAUGUCGAAAGCUGGAGCGUUGGAUCUUGCGUCGGGCCUUGGCGGCAAGUUGGACAAGAACGAGGUCCUUUCCGCCGUUGAAAAGUACGAGAAGUAUCAUGUUUGUUAUGGAGGUGAAGAGGAGGAAAGAAAAGCUAACUACACUGACAUGGUUAAUAAGUACUAUGAUCUUGUUACGAGCUUUUACGAGUUUGGUUGGGGCGAGUCUUUCCAUUUUGCACCUCGAUGGAAUGGUGAAUCUCUGCGGGAGAGCAUUAAGAGGCAUGAGCACUUCCUUGCCUUGCAAUUAGAUUUGAAACCUGGACAUAAGGUGUUGGAUGUUGGAUGUGGAAUUGGUGGACCGCUUAGAGAAAUUGCGAGAUUUAGUUAUACUUCCGUUACUGGAUUGAACAACAACGAGUACCAGAUUUCACGAGGGAAGGAACUGAAUCGUGUUGCCAAAGUGGACAAGACUUGUGACUUUGUCAAGGCCGACUUCAUGAAGAUGCCAUUCCCUGACAAUUCAUUUGAUGCAGUAUAUGCAAUCGAAGCUACUUGUCAUGCACCCGACGCAUAUGGGUGCUAUAAGGAGAUAUAUAGAGUGCUAAAGCCUGGCCAGCAUUUUGCUGCCUAUGAAUGGUGCAUGACUGAUGCUUUUGAUUCAAAUAAUCAAGAACAUCAAAAGAUAAAGGCGGAAAUUGAGAUCGGCGAUGGUCUUCCGGAUAUCAGGUUGACAGGAAAAUGCCUUGAAGCUUUAAAACAAGCAGGUUUUGAGGUCGUUUGGGAGAGAGAUCUUGCUGUAAAUUCGCCUGUUCCGUGGUACUUGCCUUUAGACAAAAGCCAUUUCUCACUGAGUAGCUUCCGUCUGACAGCCAUUGGUCGUUUCAUUACUAAAAAUAUGGUCAAAGUACUGGAGUUCGUUCGACUUGCCCCCAAGGGUAGCCAAAGAGUUCAAGAUUUUCUAGAGAAAGCUGCUGAAGGGCUAGUUGAGGGUGGAAAGAAAGAGAUAUUCACACCAAUGUAUUUCUUCUUGGCCCGGAAGCCACUUUCAGCCAGUGAGUAGUAACUUCUUUGCUGCUGCUACAACUCAAUUGUGGAGCUUUUUUGCUUAAUUUAACCAUUCUAGAGCUUCUUUUACUUCUCUUUGCCUUAAUUUCUUGUUUGUUCUUUAAAUCCAAUAAAUAAGUUUCUUUGUGGCCUCAUCUGGGAUGUUCUUCUUCUUUUCCUGCCUCAUUCUGUACUCUUUAACACGUGAUGAAUAGAGUUCGAUCAAGAACAGUAUGAAAUCCUUUGAAUUAUCGAUA